UCGGCGUUGCGGUGUUGUUCUUCUUGCUCUGCCCCGGAAACGUGAACUGUCAAAAUGGGCAGUGCCAUCUGGGUGGUCGGUCCGGAAAGCUCGCGUGAAAAGUGAGCCAGCAAGUAGGCAAUCCGCACAACAACAAAAAAGGCAUAAACCCAACCAUGCAAUCUUCCGGCUCCGACAUAAACCGCCUGUGCGAGUGUGGAAUCUGCUACGAAGGCUUGCGGGAUGCGCACAUCUGUCCGCAGUGUUCGAACCCGUUCUGCCACAGGUGCAUCACGCAAUGGCUGGGCCGGCACCACGAUUGUCCCGUCUGCCGGAAGCAGCUCAGCGGCCAGAAGCUGGUCAAGGCUCGCAUUUACGAACAGGUGCUGGAGCACGUAAACAGUGCUCCGCCGGUGGCCGCCAACGGUGCCAACUGCGCCAAGCACCGGGACAAGCAACUGUCGCUGUUUUGCUGGACCUGUACGGAGUGCGCCUGUGUCACGUGUCUGUUCUCGAAGACGCACGCCAAGCACAAGGAGCAGGUCGUUCUUUUUGAAUGUGCCUCCAAAAAGCUCAAAACUCGCGUCUUGAACGAACUCGGAUGGAUUAUUAGCCGCGAUCAGGAGAUCGACCAGGCCAUUGGUCUUCACGGAGAUAACGUAAUGAAACUAAGCGCUGAGAAGAAUCGUAUUUUUGCAAACAUUCAGCAAGUGCUCGAUGCAGUCAAGGGACAGUUUGAUAAGGAGUGCGCCAAGCAGCAGGAUAAAAUCAAUCUGCUCGAGGCAGAUAAGAAGAGCAACUCUGAACUGCGUGGAACGGCGGAGGAAUGGAUAAAAUCUGAGAAAAUAUUCGAACUGCUGCCAAAAAUCGCUGCACUUCUGAAGCAGAAUCGGUUCAACUCAACUCUUACGAAACCGAAGCCCGUCGAGAAUGUUAACCCAAACUUCAAAAAUGAUUUGAUUCCCGAACUAAUCCAGUUCACCCUGCCCGCCGAGGGCCGCGAAAUCUCGCAGAUCUUCAAGGUUGAUGGUGGGUUCGAAUUCAAAGUGCAAAUCAACCCCGACGGCGCUACCUUCUACAAGGUGGCACUAACCAUCGAGAAGGGAAUCGGCGGCGUUUAUCUCGUUUCUCUAGGAAGCAAUCCGCUGGAACCGAUUAAGUUUGUACUGCGUCAAGCGUCGCCCUUGGGUCGAGUUCAUCCCGGAGCGGAUGCGGCUCCGUCGGUGACGGUCAACGUUCAGCUGGCCAAGACGUACGCGGAAAAGUGCGUACAACUUCAGAGAUACGUUCACCAGCUGGAGCAGUUUGGCAAUAGUUUGAAAGUGGGCGGCCAGGAGCAACUUGCGGCCAAUGCGGCGCUGUCCGGCAAAUGCAAUGACCAGGAGGCCCACAUUCAAGAGCUGGUUCAGGUUCGGAACAAGCUCAAGACUCUUUGCCAGAACCAUCAAGAGAGGGUUGCUUUACUUGAACGUGGUGUGUACGAAUUGUCGGAAAGUUUGCGGUUUCAAACCGGUCAACUGCAGGAACGUGAACGUUUGCUUGCGGAAAAACGUUUGGAAAAAUCUGCGCUGGAGAAUGAUUGGCUGCAGAAGACGCAUGAUUUGAAUGAGAAAUGUGUGGCAAACUCUGACCUGGAGAAUCAACUGCGGAAGAAGACGCUCGAAUUCAAUAGACUGAAACGUGAAGCAAACCAGAAACAAGGCGCGCUGGAGAAUCAACUGCUGCAGCAAAGGCGUGAAUUGAAUGCAAAAAGUGCGGAAUAUUCUGCGCUGAACGAUCAACUGUUGCAAAAGAUGCGUGAUUUUAAAGCGCUGAAAAGGGAGUCGAUCAAGAAACUUGGCGCACUCGUUAUCGUGGUCAUGUGUCUGGGGUUGUAUGUUUUUAAGUAGUCUGCGCAGAGUAAUU
Molecule: messenger RNA, 1884 nt
Organism: Culex pipiens pallens (northern house mosquito)
Lineage: Eukaryota; Metazoa; Arthropoda; Insecta; Diptera; Culicidae
Exons: 5
Coding region: 156-1868 (570 amino acids)
Biological process (GO): protein autoubiquitination; negative regulation of centriole replication
Cellular component (GO): peroxisome; aggresome
Molecular function (GO): zinc ion binding; ubiquitin protein ligase activity; ubiquitin protein ligase binding
Source: RefSeq, a predicted model, not a curated record